Galeopterus variegatus (Sunda flying lemur) is the source of this 2238-nucleotide messenger RNA. It is a transcript of the gene RITA1, whose product is annotated as RBPJ interacting and tubulin associated 1. NCBI's taxonomy places the organism in Eukaryota, Metazoa, Chordata, Mammalia, Dermoptera, Cynocephalidae. Gene Ontology annotation, cellular component: nucleus; cytoplasm. The transcript has 5 exons. Gene Ontology annotation, biological process: negative regulation of Notch signaling pathway; nuclear export; Notch signaling pathway. The record is from RefSeq and is a predicted model, not a curated record. Gene Ontology annotation, molecular function: tubulin binding. The coding region runs from base 416 to 1132 and encodes 238 amino acids.
CCCCCGGGGAGUCGGUCCGCGCGCGGUACCCACCGGGUCCGGGGGAUUCCCGGCUGCAGGUUAACGGGGGUCUCGGAUGCACCGCGCGCCGCGGGUGCCCGUGCGCCCCGCGUCCCCGCGCCCCCCCGAGACAUCAAGACCCGGUGGGGACGAGGCGCAUGGAGGGGGCGCUGAGAUUGCAUCCGACGCCCGCGAGCCAAGAUGCUUAGCUUUAUAGGUGUAAUCUGCACAUGUGACUUCACCAUUUGAAGCCUCAGCUUCGUGAUUCUUGAAAUGGACAUAAUCGAAGCUACUUCACAGGGCUGUUGAGAGGAUUGAAUGAGGCAAUGCUUGUGAAGCUCUUUGCACUAGGGAGCCCUGGAGGCAGGGCCUGGGGGGCAGAGCAUACCUGCUCUCACCCAGGUCCACAGGCAGCAUGAAGACCCCUGUGGAGCUGGCCAUAAGUGGGAUGCAGACCCUCCACCCUCAGCGCCACUGCCGGGGAGGCUACCGAGUCAAGGCCAGGGCGUCAUAUGUGGAUGAGACUCUGUUUGCAAGCCCAGCAGGCACCCGGCCCCCCCCACCAGACUUUGACCCGCCCUGGGUGGAGAAGACUAACAGAACCAAAGGAGUGGGCACAGGGGCAUCUCAGGCCUUGGGGGCCAGAGGGAGCUGUGAGACCACCCCCUCGAGGGGCCGCACCCCAACCCUCACACCAAGGAAGAAGAACAAAUACAGACUGAUCAGCCACACUCCGUCUUUCUGUGAUGAGUCACUGUUUGGCUCUCGACCUGAGGGCACCAGCUGGGAGGCCCCAGGGAUGGCAAAGGGCGAUGCUGCGAAACUCCGUGCCCUCUUCUGGACACCACCAGCUACUCCCAGGGGCAGCCACUCACCUUGCCCCAGGGAGACGCCUCUGCGAGCUAUUCACCCAGCUGGUCCCUUGAAGACAGAGCCCAGGAUAGCGACAGACGCAAGGAAGCUGUCUGUGGCAUCUACCAUAAGUGGAGCACUUCCAGAAGACACAGAGCUGGGUAGACAAGGUCCCUGCCAGCAAAGAACCCACAGCCCUCAUUGGUUCCAGAGAAAAAGAGCACAGCCUGCAAAGCUCCCCUCCCCGGGGCGGUCAUGGGCAGACAGAGCAAGGCCCUGACUUGCCCUUUUCUGACCAGCACACCUGGCUUUGGAUCACUCAGUCUGAUGUCACCUUCAGUGCUCCCCAGGCCUCCCUGUCCCCCAAGUUGGGGCCAUGGGCCACCGAUGUUAUCCCAGAGCUCCUUGGGGAGUUUGGGGGUGCCCUGAUUUGUAGGCUCUGGAUCAAACACAACAAUGGGGUCUCAUUGAAUCCCCACCAUGGUCCCAAGACAGGUAUUAUUGCCUCUGUUGAUCAGAUGCAGAAACAGGCUCAGGAAGGUCAGGUCACACAGCUGGUAAGUGACACUAGAGUGAAAACUUCAAAUGAUAAUGGGGACUUCCUUUUCUUCACUGCUGUACCCCAGGCCUGGAACAUCUCAGGCACUAAGUAAAGACUUGCUAAGGGACUGAGUGAAGUGGUGGAGACAGGCUCACAUCUGAGUCUGUUGGGGAUGAGGCCCAGCUUGUGAGGGUGCUGGCAGGAGCUGGGCCAGGAGUGGGCAGAGGAGUAUGGGAUGUGGACACUAGAUGGAGCCAAGAUUGUUAGACCCAGGGUCAGGCACUUUCCUAAAUGGCUCACAGCUUCUUCCCACCUCUUGCUUCUCAGCCCCAGGCUGGACAAAUCUUUGAAACAAAGGGAGAGGCUGGGAAGGAACCUGCCACAGGCCUGCUCCAGGGUCUCUCUGAGGAGGCUCAGAACUUGGCCCAAACUAUGAACCACCCUAGGGCUGCUCCUCCCAUUCCUAAAGUAUUUUGGGGGAAGUGCUCAAGAGAGACUUAUUCAGUAACAAAUACCUGCUUUUCACCCAUCUCCAUAUCAUAUUUCUGGAUCCAGUUCUCAAUUUCCGUCUCCACUUUAUAUUUUUUCUAAAAAAAACACAUCCAAUUAGUCAUUGUUUGAUGGGAUACUAUUAACAAUAAACAGCACUGAGCACUCUGCACGAGUGGGCCCUGCGGUGAGUGCUUUCCCUGCCUCGCCUAUUGAAUCCGCACAAGGAGGUUCGCUUUCUCCAUGUCACAGAUGAGGGAAUGGAGGCUCAGACAUGUUACCUUACUCACCCAAAAUGACAGAGCUAAUGGGUGGCAGAGCCUGGAUUUGAAGCAAUAGUUUUACUCCAGAAUAUU